Molecule: messenger RNA, 1551 nt
Organism: Adineta ricciae
Lineage: Eukaryota; Metazoa; Rotifera; Eurotatoria; Adinetida; Adinetidae
Source: the annotation of a GenBank genome assembly
AUGGAUCUGUUAGGUUUGGGAUCAAAAGUUGAUGUCGAUUUUCUGUUGGAUCCGCAAGGUCAACGAAAGCAAAUUGAAGUUAAACUCGAUGAUAAUAGUAAACGAGCUUUACAGUAUAUUUACUACGAUGGUGAAGAUGUUGGAGGAAUGGUGCAGAUUAAACUGAAGAAAAACAACAAAGUUGAACAUCAAGGCAUUCGUUUGGAGUUUGUCGGACAGAUUGAAAUGCUGAACGAUCGAAGUACGAUACACGAAUUUAUCAAUCUAUCAAAAUUACUUGCUUUUCCUGGUGAAUUAACCGAAAACACAUCUAUAGAUUUUCAUUUUCCGAAUGUGGAAAAACCGUAUGAGUCUUACAUUGGUAUCAACGUGAAAUUAAGAUAUUUUCUUCGUUUAACGAUCAUACGUCGCUUUACUAACACAGUAGCCGAACGUGAUAUAUGCGUUCAGCAAUUAUCUCAAUUUCCGGAAGUAAAUAAUAGUAUUAAAAUGGAAGUGGGAAUUGAAGACUGUUUACAUAUUGAAUUCGAGUAUAACAAAUCCAAGUAUCAUCUGAAAGAUGUAAUUGUGGGAAAAAUUUAUUUUCUACUUGUCCGUAUCAAAAUCAAACACAUGGAAAUUGCAAUUCUGAAGAAGGAAACAACCGGAAAUGGCCCGAAUAUCUAUGCUGAAACCGAAACCGUAGCCAAAUAUGAGAUAAUGGAUGGUGCACCUGUUCGCGGUGAAAGUAUUCCAAUUCGUCUUUUCUUGGGCGGAUACGAUUUAACACCGACGAUGAAAGAUAUUCAGAGAAAGUUCUCCGUUCGAUAUUUUCUCAAUUUAGUUCUUGUCGACGAAGAAGAACGACGUUAUUUCAAGCAACAAGAAAUCGUUCUCUGGAGAAAACAAGAUAAAGUCAAACAGAAAAAUUCCGCCAGACAAUAUGCACAGUUCGAACCUCCAACUUCCGCCCAGAAAUCAGACGACGGUUUGACUGGUCUCAGUGGCGAUGAUGAAGGCUCGCCAGUAAAUGGACCUUCAUCAUCUGAAAAACAACGUCAAAAGCAAAUAAUGACUGAAUUCGAUAUUUUGGAAUCGGAAGAUACAUCUUCAACAACCCUCUCACGUGAUUUGGUCGGAAUAUGCGUUGGUGUUAUAUCUGUUGCAAUGGUUAUUCUCAUUGUUGUCGUAUGUAAAUGGUCUCGUUGUUCAUUUUUAAAACGAAACCAAGAAAUCGACAAUGAAACCGAACGUCUAUCAGAGAUCGUUCAACAAACGGAUCCCAGACGUUCAUCUCACUCACAACAACGUUCUACUGGUCAAAAUCGCCGAUCAUCAGCUGCCCGUCCUUCGAACAUUAAUAAUCAAUACGUAAAUACAACAAGACAUGGUUUAUUAUCGCCACCUCAACCAGCCUCUCAUGGACAACAAUCAAAAACUACAAAAGUUCCUCGUGUGACUAUAACAACACUACCUGUUCAAUCUAGUCAACAGCUCGUUCCUCGUCUUUCAAUUAGUCCACAAGUGUCAAGUUCAUCAAUUACACAUAAUAACUAUUCAAUCAAACAAUAA